AUGGGCGGCGCGAGGCCGACGAAGAAACAGACGUUCAUCAACAAGCUUCGCACGCCGCUGCAGAUCGUGCUCACGUUCGUCGUCGGCCUGCUCAUGCCGUUCGGAUUCUACCUCGUGUGCGACGCGGGUCUCGGCAUCGACAUCGCGCCGUACUGCUACAUCGCGGUCGUCGUCAUGCUCGUUCUCACGGCCACCAUCGUGUACAUCGAGUGCUUUCUCGCGCUCUUUCUCGCGAAAGACCCGCCCGACGAGCCCGCCGCGCCGUACCCGCCCGCGUCGGCCAUUAUCGCGGCGUAUUUGCCCAACGAGGCGGACACGAUUCUGGAGACUAUCGAGGCUUUUCUUCAGAUCGAGUAUCCAGGACCAUUGCAGGUGAGCCACGUGGCAGCCUUUGCCAAGCGCAGUAUCGAGGUGACUUUUGAGUCGACACAAAAGUCAUCUCUCCAUUCCCACAGCCACCAUUCUCACCUCUUCUACCUUCCCUCCUUGCCCAGCAAUCUCCUAUUCCUCUCUUCACCCCCUCCCUAUCUCGCUCCCCCUCCCUCUCCCCUUCCCCCUCUCCUCGUUCCCCCCUCCAGUUCCCCCGAGGUCAUCCUGGCGUACAACACGCCGCGCGACAUGCCCGAGAUGGAGACCAUUCUCGCGGAAAUGGCGCGACAACGCCCGGACCGCUUCCUGGCGUACCGCGUCGUGCACUCGCGCUCCAAGGCCGAGAACGUGAACGCGGCGACGAAGCUCAUCCGCGGCGAGUUCGUCGGCGUGUUCGACGCGGACCAUUGCCCGAACCCGGAUUCCUUCAUGCGCGCGUGGCGCUGGCUCAGCCACGGCUACGACAUCGUGCAAGGACACUGCCUCGUGCGCAACGGGGAGGAUAACUGGGUCGCGCAGGCGGUCGCCGUGGAAUUCGAGACGAUCUACGCCGUCGGUCAUCCGGGAUCGGAGAUAAUACACGGGUUCGGAUUCUUCGGCGGAUCAAACGGGUUCUGGCGAUCAGGGUUGCUAGCGCAAAUCGGAAUGGAUGGGUCUAUGCUCACCGAAGACAUAGACUCGUCUAUCCGCGUGCUUCUCGCGGGCGGGAGGAUCAAAUCCGAUCCAGGAUUGAUGUCUUCCGAGCUCGCGACGACGACGCUGCGGCAGAUCUGGAACCAGAGAUUGCGGUGGGCGCAAGGGUGGUUCCAGGUGUCCAUGCGCCAUUUCUUCUCCGCCAUGGCUUGCCGGAAUCUGUCCGCCUUCCAACGGUUAGGGUUGUUUCACCUGUUCAUCUGGCGGGAGAUCUACCCGUGGAUCUCGAUGCAGAUCCUGCCGUUGCUGGCGUUUAUCUGUUACAAAGCGAACGGAUUCGGCGGGAUAAACUGGCUGGACGCGGUGUACAUGUGCACGACGAUCUUUACGUUCCUGUGCGGGCCCGUGCAGCUGCUGUUCGCGUUUCUGAAGGGCAGCCGCACGGUGCGGAAGCACGGGAACUGGUGGCUGAUGUACCUGGUGUUCGCGUCGCUGUUCUACACGGAGUUUAAGAACGUGAUCGCGCGCGUCGCGCACGUGAAGGAGUUCAUGGGGGAGAAGGCGUGGAUGGUGACGCCGCGCAUGGUGUCCAUGCACAGGCAAGCGCUGGCGGAGCAGCGGAAGCGAGACAUGCGCGUGAUGGUCGGAUGA
This is a messenger RNA of Closterium sp. NIES-65, 1653 nucleotides long. The record is from the annotation of a GenBank genome assembly. Lineage: Eukaryota; Viridiplantae; Streptophyta; Zygnematophyceae; Desmidiales; Closteriaceae.